GAUCAUCGCUGGUCGGAACCGCCGUCGUACGUCACGGACUCCCACGCUUGGCGGCUUACCUCUGACAGUGCUGGCAAGUUGGGCAUUGCCUUUGGCGAGUGGGUUGGCAAGGUUGAAGAGUUCUUCAGCCACCUGCUCGACGGUGAGGGUCUGGACAAAGACAGCAAGGAGAAAACGGCUUGGUGCAGGAAGCUGCGGCAGCUCAACAUCGCCACGAACGACACCAUCAGGCGCUACAAGGACGAGAGCAGCAAGAUUGCUGCCAGCUUGCAGCGGAUGGAAUGUUAUUCCCAGUAUCUGGCCUUCUCCCAAUGGGCGGAGGAGCAGUACGUUGCCGCACCUGGGAAGCUGUUUCGACUUAUCAAGGACAAGGCCACAUCGAAGGAUGAGUUCGAGGAAGGCCAGUUAAUAUCGUCGGACCCCCUCACGGCGAUGGACAUUCGGGCUAAGGUGUGGAAGAAGAAGUGGAGCGACCAGCAGCUCGACAUCGACCAGGUCACCAUACUCUUGGGACGUGCUAGGGCUCGCGCUCGUGAACACGCUUUCCCUCUCUUCGACUUGGAGACGCUGGAAGACGGCAUCCGAAGGAUGAAGGGCACUUCGGCGAAGGGCAUUGAGCAGUUGGGGAAGAGGGACCUCAUCUGGUUGCCCGAGCAAGGUAAGCAGGAACUGGUCCAACUUUUUCAACUUAUCGAACAGUCAGUGGCAUGGCCUCGGCAACUUACGGUGGUUCUGGUCACUCUUCUACGCAAGCCGAGCGGUGACGACAGGGCCAUUGGUAUAUUAUCGACCUUGGCGAGGCUCUGGUCGAGUUGUCGAGGCGAGUACCGUGCCAGCUGGACUAAGGCAAAGGCUGGGCAUUGGGAUGCAGCAGUGGCAGGUUCCUCAGCAUUGCGAGAGGCCUUAGCUCGCAGUUACUUGGACGAGACGGUCGCGCUCACCACGAUUAAAGAUUGGGUGCAGGCCAGCGUGCUGUGGGACAUUGAGGGGUUUUACGACGCUCUCAAGUGGCAGCUCUUACUGGAGACUGGUAUGGAGCACGAUUUUCCACCGUGCAUCUUGGCAUUGGAGAUGAUUUUACACAUGGGAGUGCGUUUCCUCCGUGACAGUGGUUAUUAUUCUGAUGCCAUCAUACCCGAGCAGAGCAUGAUAGCUGGACUUGGCGGCGCAGUGGAUUUCUCUCGCUGUUCUUUGUACAAUAUCUUGGACAGAGUGGCGCAGGGGUCUCCUGGUGUUACGGUCAGGUCUUGGGUGGAUGACGUUUCUCAAAGAGUGGAAGGCAGAUACAAAAGAGUUCUCGGAUUAGCCUUGCAAGCUGGUUUGACUUUUGCAAAAGGUUGCUCUGAGGCAGGCUUGGUGAUAUCGGCAAAGUCGACGAUUGUUACCAACAAUGCUGGGCUCGGCAAAGAGUUGAAACGAGGAUUCGCCAAGGAAGGCUUCGAGGUCAAGAUCGAGAGUGUCGCCACCGACUUGGGCAUCGAUCGAGGUACGGUUGGCUUUCGGCGUCCGAAGCAGGCUCAGCGGCGAAGAGGUGCUCAGCAGCGUUUCACUCGUGUCAAGCGGUUUGCUCAAGGUGCGGUUCGCAAGAAGAUCGGCGCAAAGUUGGCCAUGAUGGGUGUUCUUCCGAUGGCUGACUACUCGGACAAAGUCUUUGGAGCGGCCCCGUCGGUCAUCAACAGCUGGAGGAAAGCUCUGGGACAGACCCUGGCAAAGAAAUGGCCAGGUCGUUGCCUUACCACUCUUUUACAACUUCGUGUCGGCCGCAAGGACCCUCAGUACCAGAUCGUGCACAGGCUGGUGGAAUCUUGGAUGUCCAUUAUCUUCAAACCAGGCUUCGACCUAGAGUUGGCACGUCGUACCUGGAGGACGGCACGAAGGCGAAUUGACAGCAGGGAUUUGAAGGACAGAUGGAGAGGCAUCACUGGAGUGGUAUCUGCAACUAUAGCCACGCUCUUAGACAUCGGUUGGGACCCUGUGGGGCCUUGGGCAUGGAUUUCCGAUCUUGGAGAAAGAUUUAUGGCCCCAGACCGCAUCAUCGGUCAAAGCCCCCAAGAUAUGAGUGCCCUCAAAGAUGCCAUCUCUGAUACGAUCGACCGUAUGCUUUGGGAUAAGGCUUCGCGGCAUUGGAAUGGCAAAGGUCUAGAAGAGGGAGCCGACGUUUGUGAAGCUCGACGUCACCUCACAUCUUUGAAGAAGAAGGGCGAGUACGAGAUGGCAGGCGCUAUCGAGACUGUCAUGACGGGAGCCUCGUGGACGCGCAGCAGGAUCUCGACCCUGAGCAGCAGCAACUUGGACACCACCGAUUGUCAGCGUUGCAAGUGUGGAUUGGAAGAGACCGAUUUGCAUCGUAGUUGGUCGUGUUCUUGCAAUGAGGUGUUCUCGUCGGUAUCUUCAAACUUGCGUAUCAGGGCCCAACAGGACUACGAGAACCUUCCCUGCCUGUGGUUGAGGGGCAUACUGCCUGCUCCUUGGACCAAGGUGGACGAGCCGACAGACAACCCGUAUGAUGAGGUCAUCGGCCAUAAGGAUGAUCUCAAGGAUCUCGAUCAUCUCUUGGUUGGCGGUGAUGCUUCAGGAGGGCUUCAUUCAGCAGAUGCUAGGUUGCGGCGCAUUGGCUGGUCAUAUCAAGUCAUCAAGGUGACCUCCGACUCCGACCUAGACGUCCAGCUUUUGUUCUCCCGAGGCGGUGGCAUCCCCAAGAAGCAGACCAUCAACCGUGGUGAGACGACGGCCUUGCUCAGGGCCGCAGAAGAUCUGCUCAACUUAGGGGUCCCUAUCACCUUCGUCACGGACUCGGGGUACGUGGUCAAUGGGCUCCGCAAACUGUCGCAAGGGCGGCUUCCGACUACGAACCUGGACCUUUGGCUUCAGGUCAAGGACGUGGUUGCGCAGUACCCAUCUUUGCUCAGCGUCGUCAAGAUCGAGAGCCACAUGUCUGUCGAGGUGGCCAUCCAAGCUGGGACGCAGAUCGAACACUACCUUGCUAACGCCUUAGCGGAUGAAGCGGCUGGUUACUGGGCAAAUGUGGUGGCUGUUCCUAGUUCAGUGGCAGCGUCUCUGGAGCAUGCGGAAGCAAUCGGUCGUGCUGUACGCAAACACCUGGCCAAGGCUUUCCUGGCAGCGACGGAGGCGGAGCCCAAACGUGUCCGUCCGACAAGGUCCAUGGCGAAAAAGUUCAGUCGUCGUGUCAAGUUGUCCGAGCACCAGGUCUUCACUGGCAUGGGCACAUCAUUUCAUUGUUCGGCUUGUGGUUGCAGCGCGAGUGGUCGCAAGUUGGAAAGAUUCUUGGAGACGUCCUGUUUGGGGGGUGUUCUCAAGGGCCACAUUCAGAGAGUGGGCGAUGUUGGAGUUCAUGUACAAGGAGUUCCGAUUCAUGAGUCCCACCUCUUGGGUUAUUUCAAGGACCUGCAGAUCCAUGCAUGUCUGCGCUGCGGCUGUGUCGGCAAGCAUUUCCUGCGCAGGUUGGCGAAUGUGUGUUCUGGUCAGCUGGGCCACUACGGACAUCAGAACUUGGGCAAACUGGUCCGAGGCAUUCUACCAAAGGGGCGUGUGGCAUUUUGCAGCAAGCAGCCCGAGCAUAUCGGCACCUAA
This is a messenger RNA of Prorocentrum cordatum, 3591 nucleotides long. Lineage: Eukaryota; Dinophyceae; Prorocentrales; Prorocentraceae. The record is from the annotation of a GenBank genome assembly.